UUAAAAGUGUUGCUCUGCUUUGUUGCUGGGACUACAGGACUGUUAAUUCAGGCAAAAUUCUGCUAACUCAUACGGCGGGGGCCUUGUGUUCUAAAAAACAUCGCUCUGGAGAUGCGGCCUUUAACGUGGAGUUUAUUUUGUCACCCAGAAUGGAAACCAGCAUACUUCACUUUGGCCUCACCCCCACUUCUGAAGGAGCGACGAGUAGAAAGGUGGACUUCAAACGCUCUUAAUAGUGUUCCUGAAAGAGCAUUUUCUUCUCCCGCCCCUCUUUACUUUGUAGCCCGGCUGGUCCCGCAGCGACCGCCAAAGCGUCGGGCACUACUUUCCGUCUGCGGUGGUUCCUGGGACCCUCUUUCACGGCUCCCUCACCCCGCCCGCGCCGGCGGAAGGAGACGCGCUGCGCGCUCGCAGAUCGCUAGUGGAUGGGGAGGCGGAGUAGUACUGGCCACGGCGCUGUGGCGGCGGCCGCCGGGGCUGCCUCCGGGCCUCCGACCACUGCGUGGAGAAUUGUCAAUUUGGUUUUUUUAAUGUGUGGAGCUGCAGCGAGAGGCUGCGAGUCAGGGAGUCCAGGGAGUGUUGAGUAGUACUGCGAGACACCGAGGUCGCUGUGCCCUUCUGGGCAGAGCGUCGGGUGCGCCCCCGAAUCCGCGCUGGUUUGCUCGCGGGGCUGCGGCUGUCCUCUGGUUCGCUCUCUUUAGCAUGGGCGGCCGGUAGGCGCGGGGUUUCGUUGGUUCCCUCGCAGUGGAUAAGGCAGCGUCCGCUUCGCUAGUGUCGACUAUGGCGGUGGAGACGCGGCCGGAGCUGGUGGGGAAGCGGUUCCUGUGCGUGGCGGUCGGUGAAGAGGCGCGGCCGGAGCGCGGGCAGAGCGGUCGCAGCCGGCGGGGCUGGCGAGCGGGGGUCAUCCGAGCUGUGUCACAUAGGGACAGCCGCAAUCCGGACCUGGCGGUGUAUGUGGAAUUUGAUGAUCUCGAAUGGGAUAAACGAGAGUGGGUUAGAGUUUAUGAAGAUUUUUCAGCUUUCUUGGUGGAAUACCACUUAAUCUGGGCCAGAAGGAACGACCCUAGCCAGACUCAGGGAUCAAAGAGCAAACAGAUUCAGUGGCCUGCAUUGACUUUCAAACCCCUGGUUGAAAAAAGUAUACCCAGUUCAAUCACUGCAGUAGAAUUCCUUGUAGAUAAACAACUGGAUUUUUUAACUGAAGAUAGUGCCUUUCAGCCCUACCAGGACGACAUAGACAGUUUAAACCCAGUUCUCAGGGACAACCCACAACUUCAGGAAGAAGUGAAAGUCUGGAUAAAGGAACAAAAGGUUCAGGAGAUUUUUAUGCAAGGUCCUUAUUCCUUAAAUGGAUAUAGAGUGAGAGUAUAUAGACAAGACUCUGCCACCCAGUGGUUUACUGGCAUAAUUACUCAUCAUGAUCUCUUCACUCGCACCAUGAUCGUUAUGAAUGAUCAGGUACUAGAACCACAGAAUGUCGAUCCUUCUAUGGUUCAAAUGACCUUUCUAGAUGAUGUUGUUCACUCUUUGUUAAAAGGUGAAAAUAUUGGCAUUACAUCACGGCGAAGGUCUCGUGCCAGUCAAAAUAGCAACGCUGUUCACGGUCAUUAUACACGUGCCCAAGCAAAUAGUCCCAGACCAGCAAUGAACUCCCAAGCUGCUGUACCAAAACAGAAUACACACCAGCAACAAAGAAAUAGCCGUCCAAAUAAGAGGAAGGGCUCAGAUAGCAGUAUACCAGAUGAAGAGAAAAUGAAGGAGGAAAAGUAUGAUUAUAUAGUACGAGGAGAAAAUCCUAAAGGUAAAAACAAGCAGUUGAUAAACAAAAGAAGGAAACCUGAUGAGGAUGAAAAGAAACUAAAUAUGAAAAGACUACGAACUGACAAUGUUUCAGACUUUUCCGAGACCAGUGACUCAGAAAAUUCAAAUAAGAGAAUAAUAAAUAAUUCCUCAGAGCAGAAGCCAGAAAGUGAGUUGAAAAAUAAAAACACUUCAAAGAUAAAUGGAGAAGAAGGAAAAUCCCAGAAUAAUGAGAAGGCAGGAGAGGAGAAACUAAUAGAUAACCAGCCUGCCUGGGAUCAAAUACAAGAAGAUAAAACACAUGAAGCAGAGAAGCAGAAGUCUGUUGACUCGCAGCUUCAAGAAAAAAUGACUGUCCAUUCAUUAGAACAGGCCACACUUUCUGAUCAUCAUCCUAAUGAUUUACUUCUUAAGGAAUGCAAUAUGGAAAAAACGCAUACAGUGGAAUUAUUGUCGAAGGAGAAGUUUGUAUCCAGACCACCCACACCAAAAUGUGUUAUUGAUAUUACUAACGACACUAAUUCCGAAAAAGUGGCUCAGGAAAACUCAAGUACCUUUGGCCUUCAAACACUUCAGAAAAUGGAUCCUAACAUUAGUGAUUCAAAACAUUCAAUUGCAAAUGCAAAAUAUUUGGAAACAGCAAAACAAGAUUCUGACCCCAGCUGGGUCAGUGAUGUAGUUAAAGUAGAUUUAACCCAAUCAAAUGUUAGGAAUACUUCUUCAGGAAACGAUCAUCUGAAUGUGGAAAAAGAAAAAAAUCCGUAUGUCUCUUACACGUCUUCUCUAAGUGCGGUUUCUGUGACAGAAGAUAAGCUGUGUAAGCGAAGUCCCCCUCCAGAGACUAUAAAGUCUAAACUUAAUACUUCAGUAGAUGCUCACAAGACAAAAUCCAAUCCCUCACCUGAAGUUGUUAAACCUAAAGUCACCCAUUCUCCUGAUUCCAUAAAGUCUAAGGCCACUUACUUGAACAGUCAAUCUGCUGGUGAAAGAAGACUGGCAAAUAAGAUAGAACAUGAGUUAUCAAGAUGCAGUUUUCAUCCAGUUCCUACGCGGGGCAGUGCGUUGGAAACUACAAAGAGCCCUCUUAUCAUUGAUAAAAAUGAGCAUUUCACAGUUUACAGAGAUCCUGCACUUAUUGGGUCAGAAACAGGAGCUAAUCACAUUUCACCUUUCUUAAACCAGCAUCCUUUUCCUCUUCAUUCUUCAUCCCAUAGAACCUGUAUAAAUCCAAGUACCCAUCACCCAGCCUUAACUCCCGCACCCCACCUAUUGGCUGGAUCAUCUAGUCAAACUCCAUUGCCUACCAUUAACACUCACGCCCUGACUAGUGGUCCACACCAUUCUGUUCAUCACCCUCAUUUACUUCCUACUGUGUUACCUGGAGUGCCUGCUGCCUCCUUACUUGGUGGCCACCCACGACUAGAGACUGCUCAUGCCAGCAGCUUGAGCCACUUAGCACUAGCACACCAGCAACAGCAACAAUUGUUACAGCACCAGUCACCUCAUCUUCUUGGACAAGCCCAUCCUUCUGCUUCAUAUAAUCAGCUUGGUCUUUAUCCAAUUAUUUGGCAAUAUCCAAAUGGAACACAUGCAUACUCAGGACUUGGUCUACCUUCUUCUAAGUGGGUUCAUCCAGAAAAUGCAGUUAAUGCUGAAUCUUCAUUAAGGAGGAGUUCUCCCAGCCCUUGGUUACAUCAACCCACCCCUGUGACCUCAGCGGAUGGUAUUGGAUUACUUAGUCACAUUCCUGUCAGACCUUCCAGUGCAGAGCCUCAUCGACCUCUUAAAAUUACAGCGCAUUCCAGCCCACCAUUGACAAAAAGUUUAGUAGAUCACCAUAAAGAAGAAUUGGAAAGGAAAGCUUUUAUUGAACCAUUACGUUCUGUUUCAUCCACAUCAGCAAAAAAUGAUCUGGAUCUAAGUAGGUCACAGACUGGAAAAGAUGGCCACUUGCACAGGCAUUUUGUGGAUCCUGUGAUGAAUCAAUUACAGAGACCACCCCAGGAGACUGGGGAGAGAUUAAACAAAUACAAGGAGGAACACCGUCGAAUUCUUCAAGAAAGUAUUGACGUUGCUCCAUUUACAACUAAAAUCAAGGCGCUUGAGGGUGAGAGAGAUAAUUAUUCCAGAGUACCAUCGUCAUCUUCUAGCCCUAAAAGCCAUGUCCUCAAACAUGACAAGGAUGUAGAAUGCUCAGUAUCAGAUCUUUAUAAAAUGAAGCACUCAGUGCCUCAGAGUUUGCCCCAAAGUAACUACUUCACUACAUUGUCUAAUAGUGUGGUCAAUGAACCACCAAGGUCAUACCCAUCCAAAGAAGUUUCAAAUAUUUACAGUGAAAAACAGAGUAAUACCCUUGCAGCAGCAGCUAAUCCUCAAACUCUGACUUCAUUUAUAUCAUCUCUUUCCAAACCUCCACCUUUGAUUAAACACCAACCAGAAAGUGAAGGUUUAGUAGGCAAGAUACCAGAACAUCUUCCCCAUCAAAUUGCUUCUCACUCAGUAACAACCUUCAGAAAUGAUUGUAGGAGUCCUACCCAUUUAACAGUUUCUUCUACAAAUAUGCUCCGGAGUAUGCCUGCUUUACAUAGAGCACCAGUAUUUCACCCCCCAAUUCAUCACAGCCUGGAAAGAAAGGAAAGCAGCUAUAGUAGCCUUUCCCCUCCAACUUUAACUCCAGUGAUGCCUGUAAAUGCUGGUGGGAAAGUUCAAGAAUCACAAAAGCCUCCGACUCUAAUUCCUGAGCCAAAAGACUCUCAGGCAAAUUUUAAGACUUCUUCUGAACAGAAUGUGACGGAAAUGUGGAAAUCUAAUAAUAACCUCAGCAAAGAGAAAGCUGAAUGGCAUGUAGAGAAAAGCAGUGGAAAGUCACAGGCUGCUAUGGCAUCUGUCAUUGUACGUCCACCUUCUAGUACAAAACUUGAUAGUGUGCCAGCAAUGCCGAUAGCUUCCAAAGAUCGAGUUAGUGAAAGAUCUUCAACUGGGGCAAAUCAAACAGAUUGCAUCAAACCAGCAGAAGCUGGAGAGACUGGAAGAAUCAUUCUGCCAAGUGUGAAUUCAGACAGUGCUCACAUAAAAUCUGAAAAAAACUUUCAGGCGGUCUCACAGGGCGGUGUUCCCAGUUCAGUUGUGUCUGCUGUAAAUACAUUGUGUAACACCAAAAUGGAUAUAUUCACGUCUGCUGCCACUACCACCAGUGUUUCCAGGUGGGGUGGCUCCGAAAUAAUUUACUCUUUAUCAAAUACCAUUUUGGCCUCUAAAUCCUUAGAAUGUACCUCUUCAAAAAGUGUCAGUCAUUCAGUGGCACAAACACAAGAAUGCAGGGUCAGCACCACAGCUACAGUUACACCAGCCAGUAGUAAGACAGGAAGUGCUGUUCAGCCCAGCUCUGGGUUCUCAGGCACAAGUGAUUUUAUUCAUUUAAAAAAGCACAAGGCAGCACUGGCUGCGGCUCAAUAUAAAAGUAGUAAUGUUAGUGAGAUUGAGCCUAAUGCUGUGAAAAAUCAGACAUCUUCCGCCGCCCUUCUCUUGGAUAGCACUGUAGUCUGUAGUACAAUAAACAAAGCAAACUCUGUAGGAAAUGGGCAAGCAUCCCAGACAAGUCAACCCAACUACCAUACUAAACUGAAAAAAGCCUGGCUUACUAGACAUUCAGAAGAAGAUAAAAAUACUAAUAAAAUGGAAAAUUCAGGGAGUUCUGUUUCAGAAAUUAUUAAGCCAUGUUCUGUCAAUUUAAUAGCCUCUACAUCUAAUGAUAUACAAAAUAGUGUAGAUAGUAAGAUCAUAGUUGAUAAAUAUGUAAAAGAUGAUAAUAAGGUCAAUAGGAGAAAAGCCAAAAGAACUUAUGAAUCUGGCUCUGAAAGUGGAGACUCUGAUGAAAGUGAAAGCAAGUCAGAGCAAAGGACUAAAAGGCAACCUAAGCCAACUUAUAAAAAGAAGCAAAACGAUUUGCAGAAGAGGAAAGGUGAAAUAGAAGAAGAUUUAAAACCCAAUGGGGUUCUCAGCAGGAGUGCCAAAGAAAAAAGUAAAUUGAAGUUGCAGAGCAGCAGUAAUAGUGCUGGCAUCCCUCGUUCAGUAUUAAAAGAUUGGCGUAAAGUCAAGAAGCUGAAGCAAACUGGGGAAUCCUUUUUACAGGAUGACUCCUGCUGUGAGAUAGGGCCUAAUUUGCAAAAGUGUCGAGAAUGUAGACUUAUUCGGAGUAAAAAAGGAGAAGACUCAACCCAUUCACCAGUAUUUUGUAGAUUUUACUACUUUAGACGAUUAUCAUUUAGUAAAAAUGGAGUGGUUAGAAUAGAUGGUUUCUCUUCUCCUGACCAAUAUGAUGAUGAAGCUAUGAGUUUAUGGACACAUGAAAAUUAUGAAGAUGAUGAACUAGACUUAGAAACUUCAAAAUACAUCUUGGAUAUAAUAGGUGAUAAGUUUUGUCAAUUAGUAACAUCUGAGAAAACAGCUUUGUCCUGGGUGAAAAAGGAUGCUAAAAUUGCCUGGAAAAGAGCAGUGAGAGGAGUUCGGGAGAUGUGUGACGCAUGUGAAGCAACAUUGUUUAACAUUCACUGGGUCUGCCAGAAGUGCGGCUUUGUGGUCUGCUUAGACUGUUAUAAGGCAAAGGAAAGGAGGAGUUCUAGAGAUAAAGAACUAUAUGCUUGGAUGAAGUGUGUGAAGGGACAGCCUCAUGAUCACAAGCAUUUAAUGCCAACUCAAAUCAUACCUGGUUCUGUUUUGACAGAUCUUCUAGAUGCGAUGCACACUCUUAGAGAAAAAUAUGGUAUUAAAUCCCAUUGUCAUUGUACUAACAAACAGAAUAUACCAGUUGGUAAUUUUCCUACAAUGAACGGUGUGUCUCAAGUUUUACAGAAUGUUCUUAAUCACAGUAAUAAAAUUUCUCUGUGCAUGCCUGAGUCUCAGCAGCAAAAUACCCCUCAGAAGUCUGAGAGUAAUGGCAGCAACAGUCCAGGGAGUGAUGUUAGCACAGACAGCAAGUUAACUCCUCCGGAGUCCCAGUCACCACUGCACUGGUUAGCAGAUCUUGCAGAGCAAAAGGCCAGAGAGGAAAAAAAAGAAAACAAAGAAUUUGCCCUUGAACAACCAAUUAAAGAAGAGAAAGAACAGGACAAUCCUGAUUCUCCAAACAGCAGAACAUCACCUCCUGUGUCCCAGAAUAAUGAACAAGGCUCAACUUUACGGGAUUUACUGACCACAACAGCUGGCAAGCUACGUGUGGGUUCUACAGAUGCUGGCAUUGCUUUUGCACCAGUAUAUUCAAUGGGAACCCCAACUGGUAAAAGUGGAAGGACUAUGCCAAACAUUCUUGAUGACAUAAUUGCUUCAGUUGUUGAAAACAAAAUUCCACCAAAUAAAGCAUCUAAGAUAAAUGUAAAACCAGAGCUAAAAGAAGAGCCUAAAGAAAGCAGAAAAUCUGCCAUGGAUGAGAACAAUAAAUUGUACAGUGACAUACCACAUUCUUGGAUCUGUGAGAAGCAUAUCCUUUGGCUUAAGGAUUAUAAAAAUAUUAAUAAUUGGAAGCUUUUCAAAGAGUGUUGGAAAUAUGGACAACCUGCAGUGGUUUCUGGUGCACAUAAGAAAAUGAACAUUAACUUAUGGAAGGCGGAAUCAAUUAGUGUUGAUUUUGGAGACCACCAGGCUGAUCUCCUGAACUGCAAAGACAGCAUUAUUUCAAAUGCCAAUGUUAAGGAAUUCUGGGAUGGUUUUGAAGAAGUUUCAAAACGGCAAAAAAUGAAAAGUGGAGAAACAGUUGUUUUAAAAUUGAAAGACUGCCCUUCGGGAGAAGACUUCAAGACUAUGAUGCCAUCAAGAUAUGAAGAUCUUUUAAAAAGCCUGCCAUUGCCAGAAUAUUGUAAUCCAGAAGGAAAAUUCAAUUUGGCUUCUCAUUUGCCAGGAUUUUUUGUACGCCCUGAUCUAGGACCCAGGUUAUGCAGUGCGUAUGGUGUAGUUGCUGCUAAAGAUCAUGAUAUAGGAACAACAAAUCUCCAUGUUGAAGUUUCUGAUGUUGUAAAUAUUCUGGUCUAUGUUGGCAUAGCAAAAGGAAAUGGCAUUCUCUCAAAAGCAGGAAUCCUCAAGAAAUUUGAGGAAGAAGAUUUAGAUGACAUUUUGAGAAAACGAUUGAAGGACUCAAGUGAAAUUCCUGGUGCUCUGUGGCAUAUUUAUGCUGGGAAAGACAUUGACAAGAUCAGGGAAUUUCUUCAAAAGAUUUCAAAAGAACAAGGCCUUGAAGUUCUACCAGAACAUGAUCCAAUACGUGACCAAAGUUGGUAUGUGAACAAAAAGCUCCGCCAAAGACUGCUUGAGGAAUAUGGAGUCAGAACCUGCACACUUAUUCAGUUCCUUGGUGAUGCCAUUGUCUUACCAGCAGGAGCACUUCAUCAGGUACAGAAUUUUCACAGCUGUAUUCAGGUAACUGAAGACUUUGUGUCUCCAGAACAUCUUGUACAGUCAUUUCAUUUAACACAGGAACUGAGACUUUUGAAAGAAGAAAUCAAUUAUGAUGAUAAAUUACAGGUUAAAAACAUCUUGUAUCAUGCAGUCAAGGAAAUGGUGAGAGCUUUGAAGAUACAUGAAGAUGAAACAGAGGAUAUGGAAGAAAAUUAGGUGUGUUUCAGUUUACUGUUUUUAGACCAUUGAAAUGGUAUUACUUACUCUUGAACAAUGAUAAUGUAUGUACACUGACUUAAGCUUCCUAAAACCAUCAGUGCCAAGAAAUUCUCCUUGUAGUAAUUACUUGUUACUGACAGCGCAGCAGUAUAUAGCCUAAGUCACAGCUCCUACGAUUCAUUGUUAGUUAUUAAAACAAGCUACAUUCAAAAAGCAGCGCUUCAUAGCUGUUUUUGUAUUAUAGUGUAUAUGAUGUUUGUGAAAAUGCCAGAUUUAAAAUGAUGUAUUUAUUUUUGGAAAAAAAUUACAAAAUUCUAUGCUAUAUUGUUGAUCAAGUGUAAAUGUGACCUUGUACAGUUUACUAAAAUAACUGAUAUUUUUCACUACAUUGAGACAGUUACUGUGAGAAUAGGACUCAACACCAGCUAUUGCCUGCAUUUGGGAAAUUGCUGAAUCGCACAGCAUUCAUGUCAUAAUCAGAAAAUUACUGCCAAAUAAUUGUAAAAUUUGUAAAAUAUAAAGUAUAUAAAGUAGAUACUAAAUACAGACACUUCAAUAUUUUGUUGAAGCUAUUGACUGUACAAUUAAACAUUUUCAAAAGGUGUAAUUUAUUUAAAAUUGUCUCAUUUUGGUAAAAUUUAUGUGAACUUUUAAAGCUAAAUAUUAAACUUAAUAUGCCAUGUAAAUAUAUACAUAUAUACAUUUAAUGAUGUAUUUUUUUAAAACAUUGGCUUGCUUUUAUUUGUUAAGUGCAAGUGUUACAUAUGGCUUUGUACAUUGAAGUUGAAAGGGGUUUUACAUUUUCCAUUAAAAGGACUUUAUCAAAAA
Molecule: messenger RNA, 9234 nt
Organism: Rhinolophus ferrumequinum (greater horseshoe bat)
Lineage: Eukaryota; Metazoa; Chordata; Mammalia; Chiroptera; Rhinolophidae
Gene: JMJD1C
Product: jumonji domain containing 1C
Exons: 26
Coding region: 781-8403 (2540 amino acids)
Biological process (GO): regulation of transcription by RNA polymerase II
Cellular component (GO): chromatin; histone deacetylase complex
Molecular function (GO): chromatin DNA binding; transcription coregulator activity; histone H3K9 demethylase activity
Source: RefSeq, a predicted model, not a curated record